AUGUACUCUAUACCAACAGUGCCAUCCCAACCUCCACGGCAACUUCUGCAAGGCACCUUGGAACAACGACGCCAAAAUACACGCCGGCGGCGUCAUCAUAGGUACACUCGCAAUCCCAUAGUCGAUUCCCCCCAGUAUCAGGCAUAUCGAGCCCGUCAAGGCCGUGACGGCAAUCAAGAGGAUGCAAAAUGGCCCGAAAUUCUCGAGAUUGCCUUUCUCGAUGCCCUUAUCGAAAUACCCGCGAUGGGCCGAAGAAAGUUCACCUACAAAGGCAAACCCCACGGCCGUAAUGAGCUUAUUAAAGAAUACCUCUGGAUUGCCUAUCUGCAAAGUCUUGCUCCAGGACAGCGUCCUGAUCCAUCUAUGGCACGAGAUAGGAAGCAGGUCUCUAGCCACAUACAAGUACUGAAAGGCUUCUUGAAAGAUCACCCAGCAUAUGACCGUCUUUUCCCCUGCAACAAGGGUCCAAAGAAUGGAUUUGAGGACUCCUUCAAGAACGACCCAUGUCUGAAGGCACUUUCUGAAGGUCGACUGCCAUCUAUACGAUAUGAGCAGUUUGAGAAUCUGAACCAGGCGCUGAUAAACCCUCAACAAGCUUCUAUGAAGCCCGCUGUCUUUUGGCUGCUUAUUGCUUCUACCCGGACCCAAGAGGAAUAUGGGGAUCUUUGUGAGAAGGAAGUCGUCGCCCACAGGUACUCGCGACUGACUUCGCAACUUCAUCGUGGGGAUCUGGAUGGAAUCUCAAAUUGGCGGCAGAGGUUCCCGUACUUGGAACCUCUUUACAGUACCGGUGAGCUGAAUUGUGAUCUAAUUCACAUGGACGUGUCACUGGACCUCAUGGGAACACACGCCCCUGAAGGAGCAGAUCUGGUCACUCGGUCAGAGGUGUCAAUACCCGGUCGAAACUACGAGAGGUGCGAAUGGCAGACCCUCACGUGUCUCGUCAAGCCGUCCGAGCUGCAUCGAGAUCCCAAUAUGGAUUCGUCGUUGAAAGCAAGACUAACCGCUGCCGACAUCAUGUCCGUUAGUGAUGUUGAGACUCGCCUCAAGGUGCGUUUUCCGGCAGAGGACUGGGCAAAUAUCUUUACCCGCCUCACAGAUCUUCAGUUGAAGUAUGAAGAAAGGCAAAGAUCUCAAUCCUUCGGAGGAGACAAUCUUGUCGGCUCGACAAGACCGGCACGGGAUUUCGUCGACCAAAUCUCAAUGUAUCAGGAAGUGCAAUCCCGUUCUGGACCUGAUAUGCCAUUCACUCGCAGAGCUAUCAUCCUUUGGACAUUCUGUGUAGCAAGACCUGGUGAGGGGGGUCAAACCACUUGGCGCUACCUCAAUCCUACCCCUUCACGCCGUUCGUGUAUGUCUCCUUCGCCUCAUCCAAGCCAAAUUCUUUCAGCCGUCAUGCACGAGAACUUCAAUGCUUGGGUGGAUAAUCCAUUGCAUCUUCAACAUCAAAAUGUAGUGGAUCCCUUCCUGCAGGGCCCCGCAACGCCAGCAAAUACUGCCGGACUUCAACCAUCUUUUGCCGGGCAUGACUAUGGAUAUCAUCAUCAACAAUUCGACAUGCCUGCUGAGAAUCUCAGCUUCGAAUCUACAACGAUCGACAGCGAAUCUACUCUUGUUGAUAGCAACGCCGCAGCCAACAUUGACAGCUUCAUAUCCGGUGCCACUGUGAGCAUUGGUGAUUAUGACCACAAUUCUCCUCACUGGGACGUACCUCACACCGAAUCUUUUGACCAUGAUCCGGGCUGGGCAAAUUACGCUAUUUCAUCCAAUACGCCACAUCUUGAAUGGACCCCCGAGAUGAGGGAUCAUGCAUGGCCUGAUACCUCAGACCCAAAGCAUGACAAUUGGGUUGAGGAUAUAGAUAUAAAUCAUGACUGGACAGAUGACAGCACCGUCAAGCAAGGGCGUAAUUAUGUUGAGCAAAGUGCCAAUAAACUCUCGCCAUGGAUCGAUCAUUCGGAUAGUGGAAUAAAGGAUACAUAUUCCGUUGCUAACGAUGUUCACCCACCGCAAUUGACCGCUGGAGCGAUCGAUGCGAAAGAACAGAGCUGGGUUAGUGGCGAUACUGGGUUUGAUUUCAACCACCUGGCUGAGAGUCUCAAGUCAUGA
Messenger RNA from Amorphotheca resinae ATCC 22711, 2109 nucleotides. RefSeq lists its product as hypothetical. Gene Ontology annotation, cellular component: transcription regulator complex. The transcript has 3 exons. Gene Ontology annotation, molecular function: RNA polymerase II cis-regulatory region sequence-specific DNA binding; DNA-binding transcription factor activity, RNA polymerase II-specific. The record is from RefSeq and is a predicted model, not a curated record. Lineage: Eukaryota; Fungi; Ascomycota; Leotiomycetes; Helotiales; Amorphothecaceae. Gene Ontology annotation, biological process: regulation of transcription by RNA polymerase II. Bases 1 to 2109 code for a protein of 702 amino acids.